Molecule: messenger RNA, 1321 nt
Organism: Phycodurus eques (leafy seadragon)
Lineage: Eukaryota; Metazoa; Chordata; Actinopteri; Syngnathiformes; Syngnathidae
Exons: 8
Coding region: 80-730 (216 amino acids)
Source: RefSeq, a predicted model, not a curated record
UGGAGGAGAACAAAUCAAUAAAAAGCCUCAGUUGCAAUCCUGACUCUUUAACGGUGGCUGCCAGACACCGACGUCAACAAUGAGGCUUGUAAUAUGUUGGCUGAUGCUCCUUCCGCUUGUGACAGCAGCUCCAAUCAGAGCUCGAAGAGAAAAUGUUCUAAGCUUUCUGAAAGAGGCCCUCGGCACCACCGCGGGAAAGACCAUAUCUGCAAUUAUGACAGCACACAAAAAUCCUCCCAGCGAACCAAAGAAAGAACAUGAUUCACAAGAUCUUUCAGAGGAUCAGUCUUUUGAGAGUGCCAAUCAAGACACACUUGCAGACCUUGACAGCGAUGAGAUGCCUCAAACAAAGGAGAACGCUAAAGCUCCGCCUCGCAGGCAAACGGGAGCAGUGCGUACGAGCAGCAGACGAGCUCAAGAUCAACAAAGUGGAGAACACGCUGAUCUUCACAGUGAGACGGACAUUACUGACGGUGUCAACAUGUCAAGCAUAGCGUCCGUCCAAGGCAGCAGUCUCCAGAGGAAAGCAUCUGCUGAAGGGUUGCGCUCGUUGGCCCCGAGCAGAGAAACGGUGGACCAGGCCAGUUUGGAGACGAGACCUGCUGCGGUCGUCGGAGAAACGGACGAUGAUGGUGAGUUUAAAAGUCACAGAAAACAACAGAAGAGCGCUCGCAGUGAUCAAAAUUCUGAGCACUUCAUCGCAAUAUUCCCCCAGAAACGAAAGAAUUGAUGACCUCUGAAUCACAUUCAUUUGGGCCAGGAUUGCGGAGAGUUGGCAUCUAUCCCAGCUGACUUUGGACAAAAGACGGACUACACCCUGGGCUGCUUGCCAAUCAGUCGCAUGGCACAUAGAGAGACACACAACCCCAUCACACUCACAUCUACACCAUCACUGAGUGGGAACUAAAAUGCAAGCGGGUGUGUGAACCAAAAUGGAUGACUUUUGUUACCUUUUUUUUUUCUUCUUAAAAAUAGAAAUUGGGUUUUAGUGAAGCUUUUUCUUCUUCUUAUCUUGUGUUACAGUAGUCUUUAAAAAUGGUGCAAAUUUGGUUAUAGUACAAAGAAUACAGGAAGACAGAAGAAGAUGACAAGAGGUCUGGACAAAAUUUACUUUGGAUUCCUUUUUGUUUUACCUUAAUGCAUUUCUAUGUUUAAGAAUACCUGUUAAUUUUGUUAUGGUUGGUAUGGUAUGUGUUAAGCUAUGACACAAAGGUUAUAUUCAAAACAGCGGGCCAAGAGAAUGAUUAUGAUUUUCUUUAGCCUUCAUAAUUUUUUUCAUGUUUCCAAUAAUCUUGAAAAUAAAAGCAUAAGGGACGAAAUG